Messenger RNA from Hypoxylon fragiforme, 729 nucleotides. RefSeq lists its product as uncharacterized. The transcript is spliced from 2 exons. Lineage: Eukaryota; Fungi; Ascomycota; Sordariomycetes; Xylariales; Hypoxylaceae. Bases 1 to 729 code for a protein of 242 amino acids. The record is from RefSeq and is a predicted model, not a curated record.
AUGGAUCACGAUCACGAUCACGACCACAUAGUUAACACAGAGCUCCAAAAGGCCGAGUACGACGAGACCAACCGGUCCAUCAACAAGCCGCGUCCCUCGCCGCCACCGUCGCCGUCAAAACGUCCCAUUUCUGUAUCCUCUUGUACCCGCUCCUCCCCUUCUACCGGUCCAUGUCUCGUCUGUCGUAAGACGCUCCUGUUGAGCUAUUUCAACUGCUGCGCCGUAUGUCUCAGCGUGAUCGAGUGCGGGCAAAGGCGUAAAGACGACGACGACGACAACGACAACGACGAAGACAGACCUACCCGCAACAACCGCCCGCCCAUCCUACCCGUCUCCGAGCGGCAUCCCUCCCCCCCGCCUCCCCCACCCCGUCGGCUAUCCUCGUCCACGACCCUUGGCCCACGGCAAGCGGACGACGACGACGACGACGACGACAGGCGGGCGCGACACUGCGACAGCGCAUACUGCCGGUACACGCACCCGCGGCUGCUGAUGUGCCUGUUCGUGGCGUGCGAGCUCGUGCCGUCGCUGGGCGGGCUGGCCCUGCUGAACUUGGCCCUGUACCGGCACAGCUGGGUGCUGCUGCGGUUCGCCGGCAUGCUGCUGCUGCAGUGGUGGCAGAUCUUUAUGCUGCCGCGGCAGUUCUACAUCGAGGGGAGCCGGCAGUGGCGCUGGUGGGAGCCCCUCGCCAUCAGCACCGUGCUGCUCAAGAUCGUCUUUCCGUGGUAG